AUGUCGCCGUUCCGCAGAAAGAAGUCUGGGAAGUCCUUCCCCGUGAAGGUCUGCACUCUGGAUGCGGAGCUCGAGUUCAAUCUGGAGUGGAGAUCGACAGGCAGGGACUUGUUCGACCUGGUAUGCCGCACGAUAGGACUCCGAGAAACCUGGUACUUUGGGCUUCAGUACGAGGAUGCGAAGGGUUUCAUCUCCUGGCUGAAGCUCGACAAGAAAGUCCAAGAUCAAGGCAUCUCGCAACAGCCAACGACGCCGUUCAUGUUCCUGGCAAAAUUUUACCCCGAGGAUGUUGCCGAGGAGCUCGUGCAAGAGGUCACUCAGCAUUUGUUCUUCCUCCAAGUCAAGCAGGCCAUACUGUCCAUGGACAUUUAUUGCCCGCCUGAGGCUUCCGUGUUACUUGCUUCCUAUGCUGUCCAAGCAAAGUACGGCGAUUACGACGAGGUUUCAUAUCGUCCGGGGAUGCUUGCCAGCGAGGAUUUGCUGCCGCAAAGAGUUAUCGAUCAAUAUCAGAUGACCGCGGAAAUGUGGGAGGACAGGAUAAAAAUCUGGUACGCCGAUCAUCGUGGUAUGUCUCGAGACGAAGCGGAAAUGGAGUAUCUCAAGAUUGCUCAGGAUCUCGAUAUGUACGGCGUAAAUUAUUUUCCUAUUAGCAAUAAGAAGGAAACAGAUCUUUGGCUGGGCGUAACGGCGCUGGGAUUGAACAUCUACGAGAAGGAGAAUAAACUAGCACCGAAGACCACGUUCACGUGGUCGGAAAUCCGUCACAUUAGCUUCGACGACAAGAAGUUCGUGAUCAAGCCCGUGGAGAAGACGUCGCCGAACUUCGUGUUCUUCUCACAGAAAGUUCGCAUGAACAAACUGGUAAAGAAACAGUCAGAUGUUGGCAGCUGGGUGAAGGGUUUGAUAGCUUUAGGGUUCGACGAGCGUAACAGUGACAAAGUUGCUCACGUAUUAUUUGUUAAGAUCCUGGACCUGUGUAUUGGCAACCACGAUCUGUUUAUGAGGAGACGCAAGCCGGACUCCAUGGAGGUGCAGCAGAUGAAGGCGCAGGCCAAGGAAGAAAAAUCCAGGAGGCAAAUUGAAAGGAAUAAAUUAGCCCGAGAGAAACAAUUAAGAGAGGCAGCCGAGAGGGAAAAGGCUGCAAUGGAACAGCGACUUCUACAGUACCAGGAGGAGAUACGGCUUGCAAACGAAGCUCUUAGAAGAUCCGAAGAGACGGCGGACCUUUUGGCUGAGAAAAGUCGCGUGGCCGAAGAGGAAGCAAUGCUUUUAAGCCAGAAAGCAUCGGAGGCCGAGCAAGAGAUCACGCGUAUACGGCUGAACAACAUGAAGACUGAAGAGGAGAAGGUUCACUUGGAACGGAAGACUAGAGAAGCUGAAUUGUUGACGGAAAGAUUGGUCCAAGAGUCCGAACGCAGGGCUGCCGAAGCGGAAAAAUUGAAGGACGAGCUGUUACGCGCAAGAAUCGCCGAGAAGGAAGCUAAGGAGAAGCUGCUCGAGUUCCUCAGUAGAAACGCCUACGCCGCUACUAUAGCUCCGGUGCCAAACUUAUUCCCAUCGACGCAAGUGCUUCCGUCAGACCUGCAAGCGGAUCUUCAGACUCUGCAACUGGAGGCGGAGCCGCUCUCACCCGAUCUGACAUCGUACGAUCUCAUUGCUGAUGGGGACGUCGACCAGUUGUCACUGGAGAUCGAGAAGGAGAGGGUCGAUUACUGGGAGAAGAGCAAGCACCUGCAGGAACAACUACGGGAACUGCGCUCCGAGAUCGAAGUUAUGAAGGUCGGUGAGAAGCAAUGCGAAUUGGACCAGUUGCACGAGGAGCAAGUCCGACUCGGUGAGAAUAAGUAUAGCACUCUGAAAAAGGUGAAGUCCGGAUCGACUAAGGCUCGAGUCGCCUUCUUCGAGGAGCUGUAAUUUUUAUUGCACAUGGAUUAAUGACACUCGUAAGGCGAUUAGUAACGCAUUCAAUUCAAUUUGAGAAAUUAAAAAGACUAUGUAGACACAAGUGUAUACGUUAUAGAAUACUCAAGAAUACGUUGCGUACAGUACAGUGCAGCACGAUAUAGUACUGCAAUACGAUGUGCAUGUGCAGUACUAAUUGCGUAGGUACGUUGCUAUCUUAGCCUUGCUGCAUCAGAUUUCUUAAUCACAAGCUAAACUUUAAUAGUAUCUUUUGGCAGAGAUUAUUUUAAAAGUUAGUUUUUUUACGCAGGUUUCGUAAUAGGUUUCAUAAUUAAAGAUUAUGAUAACAAAUUUUAUUUGAAACUAUCAAUUUUGUAUGUACAAGAUAUCUGCAUCUGCUGUCCUUGUUACAAUGUUACAAUGAAAAAUGAUUAGAGAAAUUGUCAUGCUAAUGCAAAUGAAAGCGAAAUGCUUGAGGUACGCAACUGUUCACUCGAUUCAAUUGAAAUAUGUGCCUAUGCAUCGAACAAUUUAAUGUGAAUCUACCAUUUUCAUAUUUGAAUAUACAGGGUGUCCCGGGUUUUAACCGACAAACUGCGGGAGCAUAUUCUACUAGU
Messenger RNA from Ooceraea biroi (clonal raider ant), 2519 nucleotides. It is a transcript of the gene Mer, whose product is annotated as ezrin/radixin/moesin family protein merlin. Lineage: Eukaryota; Metazoa; Arthropoda; Insecta; Hymenoptera; Formicidae. The record is from RefSeq and is a predicted model, not a curated record. Gene Ontology annotation, cellular component: cytoskeleton. Gene Ontology annotation, molecular function: actin binding.